This is a messenger RNA of Carassius gibelio (silver crucian carp), 4330 nucleotides long. RefSeq names its product keratin-associated protein 5-4. The record is from RefSeq and is a predicted model, not a curated record. Lineage: Eukaryota; Metazoa; Chordata; Actinopteri; Cypriniformes; Cyprinidae. The coding region runs from base 533 to 1594 and encodes 353 amino acids. The transcript is spliced from 6 exons.
CGUUAUUGCAAAGUCUAGGAGGACAUGCAUUUUAAAAUUUGGUCUCAGAAGAAGAAGAAGAAGAAGAAGAAGAAGAAGUUUAAAUCGGAUUUCAGUAAGUUGGCUUUUUCAAGCCAACAUAAUUCAAGUGCUGCAAACUUGUGCAGGAAACAACGUGCAGAAACACAAAACUUUUUUGUAAGGAACGCGAAGACAUUUUUGAGUGUAGUCCUAGAAGGAGGGAUUUGGCAACACUGGGGUGGGUUUUGCAGGAUGCAGGGGGACAAAAAGGAUGUUAAAAUUCUUGGAAUGGCUGGAACAUGCUCUUUCUUUGAAAUCUUGAAUUAUUUGAAGAAACAGAAAGAAAAACAGCAACCAUUGCUCAUUUACACAAUAUUGACUGAACCAAGCUCCAAGAGCUCAUCACAGACAGACUGCAACAUAUUAGAAAUCCUCUAAGAGUCAACACCAAAGACAACUUUCUGGAAAACAACAGGACAACAAACACACAGCCUCCAGUAACACCAGAGCCCCAAUUCUGAGCUCCGACAAAAUGGAGGAACAGGUCCAAGCUGGAACCAAACUCUCCCACUCUAAUACUGCAGGCCCCAAGAUAUCAACCAAAAAACAUCGAGCCCCACAACCUCCAUCUUGCACUCCCCCUCCUGUUGUGAUAACUCUCCAGCCGCUGCCACGAUGCCAGGGCCCACACCCUCAUCCAUCUGCUAUGGAUGGGUCGCUUCAGGACACAGAGCAGCUGAAAAGUCAAGUUCUGACUGAUUUAGAGAUUCAGCAGGAGGACAUUCAAGGCCCGGUCUCUGAACUUCAGGCGCAUGUGCUUCCAGACUUUCAAGACAGUGUUAUUGAAGACCCCAUGAAAAAGAGGGGGGUAGUGGACAAACAGGUGGUGGCGCUCAGGAAAACCUCUGAUGACUCCUCCAAUGGCUCCCACAAGAGCAACAGCACCAAGAACACCUCGCAGAAACGCAGGACCUGCUGCUGCUCCUGCUGCCCCAACUGCUGCAGCUGUUCCCCCUGCUGUCUCAACUGCUGCAGCUGUUCCCCCUGCUGUCUCAACUGCUGCAGCUGUUCCCCCUGCUGUCUCAACUGCUGCAGCUGUUCCCCCUGCAGCCCUAACUGCUGCAGCUGUUCCCCCUGCUGCCCUAACUGCUGCAGCUGUUCCCCCUGCUGCCCUAACUGCUGCAGCUGUUCCCCCUGCUGCCCCAACCUCUGCAGCCUCUCCUCCUGUAUCCACAGCCUCUCCUCCUGUGUCCGCAGCCUCUCCUCCUGUAUCCGCAGCUUCUUCUCCUGCUGCAGCUGCUCCUCCUGCUGCAAGUGCUCCCCCUGCUGCAGCUGCUCCCCCUGCUGCAGCUGCUCCUCCUGCUGCAAGUGCUCCCCCUGCUGCAGCUGCUCCCCCUGCUGCAGCUGCUCCUCCUGCUGCAGCUGCUCCUCCUGCUGCAGCUGCCUCAAAUCCUGCUGCUGCUCCUGCUGCCACUGCCUCAAAUGUUGCUGCUCCUCCUGCUGCCGCUGCCUUAAAUGUUGCUGCUCCUCCUGCUGCCGCUGCCUCAAAUGCUGCUGCUGUUCCUCCUGCUGCCGCUCCUCCUGCUGCCGCUGAUACUAUAUCCCAAGCUGCGGCUGAUUGCUUGGGUUUAAGCAAAUUCUUGAAUCUUUUUCAACCAUAAUUUAUGUGUAUUCAUAGUUAAAUUUGCAAUUAUUUUGUUUUUUUAAAUUGUAUCAUACAUCGAAUCACCCUCUUCUGCAUCCUUCCAACUAGUGAUUCCUCUUCCAAUGGCUCCUGUAAGAGCUGUAUCUCUGAGAACACCUUGCAGAAUCACAGGACCUGCUGCUGCUCUGGCACCUACAAUUUCUGUAGCUUCUCUAUCAGCCACAUUUUCAAAUUCUGCGGCUUCUCCUCCUGCAUUCACAGCCUCAACUGCAGCAGCUGUUCGUCCUUCUGGCUCAACUUCUGCAGGUUCUCCUCCACCAGGAAAGGGUACUUUGACUUUGAAGUUAAAGUACCCCUGCCCUCUAACUUACUAAAUGCUUUUAAUAAAGCCACAACUGCAGCUGUUUCAACAGCUAUAUCCACACAAUAAAACUCCUAGUGUUAAAUUAUUGUUCACAGUGUUUAAAUAAUCCUCAUUCAGAGAGGAUAACUCCCCUGGAGUUAAUCUGUUACCAUUUUUAAAAAAAAUCUAUUCACCCUAUCUCCAGGUCUGGCGGUAGCACUUUUAGCUUAGCUUAAUAUAGUUAUAAUCAAGGAACUGGCGAAGUUAUAAUCAAGUUGCUGGCGUACAUGGGUGUAGUAGGUGCAAUGAUAUUAUGCAGCAACCUGAAAUUUGCCAUCUGCCACUCCACAAUUAUACAAACUAGCUUUUUUGCUUCCCUUCUGUAGUCAAAUUGUCCACUAUUUCUUUUUCCAUCUUUUGAAGCAGCUAAUUUUUGUGGCAGCUGAUCUCUUUAACCAUUUUGUCAAUGGUGUCCAGCAGAUUUUCACCUGAACACUGUUUCUCUUGAAAUCCCACCAAUGGUUUUGCUGGUGUUUGUUGUCAAUAACAUGACAGCGACCUCAACAUUUAUUGACAAGCACUGUUCAUUUGGAUUUAGCCUUAGCAAAUACUUCAAUGGUCUGGCCUUCUAGUUGCUCACCAUGACAAGUGAUGAAUAAGAUCACUUUGUUUCAAGACAUGUUCCUCUGUCAUUGUAUUCCGGAAUUGUUGACCACCUAAUUUUCAUGUCUUGUGUAUCUUCCAACAUUCAGAACAAUCAAAGAAAUGAAUAGCGGGAGAAAAUUAAAUGAGAGAUUUUAUGAUCUCAUUUUAUCUCAUUGUCAGAAUCUGUGUCAAAGUAUCCUGGUGUGUAAAUAAUUGUGAUGUUUCUUUCUUCAACCAUUCCACUAAUUUUACAGCUUGAAUGUUGUUUUGGAUGUUUCUCCAUGUCACCAAGCUUUGCUGCAAUUUCUUUCUAGGAAUUAAAUUCUUUCUCUAAAUCUUUAAAGUCUAUCUGCGAGCGAUCAUAAAGGUGUGGAUAUAUGAGUGCCAGCUCAGCUUUUCGAUACUCCAGUGUAUUGAUGUUGCUAGUGACUAGGCCGGAGAUAUUGUUUUCUCUUGCCUGUCCUCCACUGAAUGAGUAACCGAAAAAAUGUUUUAUUGCACGUCAAAGAAUUUGGAGUUUCAGAACACACCCACCGAUUGUGUAAUCGCCAUGGACCAAAGUUGUUAAGGGGCCAAAACAAACUCCCCCAGAAAGUUUGCGUUGGUCAGCUGUUUCAAACUGCCAAAACAAACUUAAACAAACUUCGUUUUGGCCUGAUUUUGUUCAAAAUGACAUAAUUUCAGUUUGUUUUUUAUUUUUGUUUAAAGUAUAUUGGAGCCUUAACUCUAUAAUCAAUAACUAAUCACACAUUUUCUAAUUAAUUGUGAUUUAUCGCAUCUAACAUUAAAGUUUUUAAUACAUUUUAUAUACUUUCACAUUUAAUGUAGAACAAUGUAAAGACAGUAUACACUCUUAAAACAAACAUGUUUAACAUGUUCUGAGUGCUCAGGCACAACACAUAUCAUUAAAUUCAACAAACAGACAAAAUUGUUACCUUAGUAAAUCCAUUAAUGUUACCUUUUUGUAUUCUUCUUUCACAACUAUGUUCACAACUAUGUAUUAUGUAUUUUUACACACACACACACACACGCACAGACAAACACAUACACACGUUUGUUUUUGUGAAAAGUGUUUUCAUCCCAUAGACGUAAUGGUUUUUAUACUGCACAAACUGUAUAUUCUAUCGCAACCUACACCAACCCUACACCUAAUCCUAACCCUCACAGGAAACUUUGUGCAUUACUUAUGCAUUUACUUUCUCAAAAAAAAUCAUUGUGUAUGAUUUAUAAGCAUUUUGAAAAAUGGGGACAUGGGUUAUGUCCUCAUAAGUUACCCUCUCCUUGUAAUACCUGUGUCAUACCCAUGUCAUUAUACAGAGUUGUGUCCUGAUAUGUCACAAAAACAAGAGCACACACACACACACACACACACACACACACACAUACUCUCUCUCUCUCUCUCUCUCUCUCACACACACACACACACACACACACACACACACACACACACACACGUAUAUAUUAUGCUUUGAAUUUGUGAUUAUGCUUUGAAAUUGUUAAUGAUACUAUUGGUCACCAAUAAUGAUUAUUUUGGUUUCUCCUAUUUCUACUGAGCAACUGAUUAUAUCUACACCUGUGACAAAUUUUGUACUUAACACACUCUGUGGAAGGCUGGAUGGCUAAAACACAUCAGUGUGCAGUGUUUUGGUUUCUACAAUGAGCCAUGUUUGAAUAAAAGCAUAACACAAAUUGAAGAA